Messenger RNA from Daktulosphaira vitifoliae (grape phylloxera), 1896 nucleotides. RefSeq lists its product as uncharacterized. The record is from RefSeq and is a predicted model, not a curated record. The transcript has 10 exons. NCBI's taxonomy places the organism in Eukaryota, Metazoa, Arthropoda, Insecta, Hemiptera, Phylloxeridae. The coding region runs from base 399 to 1610 and encodes 403 amino acids.
UUCAAACUGAAUGACAUGAAAUAUUAAUUAUAAAUGUCAUAAGGAACACGUUGUAUUAUUCAAUUUCAUGAAGUAAAACUAUUAAAUUUAAAAUUUUGUAUAAGAGCUCCCUCCAUUUUUACUCUAAUGUUCAUCAGCUACAAAAAUCUGACCAGACAAAGUAACUGAUGUCGAAUAUAACUGUUAUAUACUGAUUUAUUCUUAUCUAAUGAAUAAUUUUCAUUAUCGACUUUCGAUUUUAGAAUUAAAAUAGAAUUUUCCCAUCGAAUCUUAAAACAAAUUGUUAAAACAAAAUCAAUAUUACGGUCAACAUCAAAAAUUGAUAAAGCCGCUUCAACAAAUUCCAACACUCUUAUUGUGGAUAAUUUAUGCCAUUGCAUUAAAAUUCAUUAGAAGCAAUGGACGAAUUUACUAUUGAAUUAGAUACAAAAGAUAAUAUUUCAGUCAAAUGUGAAGGAAAUAUUGAUCUCUCCAAAGAUAGGGAAGAAGGUGAAAUUACAGAAGAUGAGAUAAAUGAAAAUGUUAUAAGUAUCAAUUGUGAUAACAAUAAAGUUACAAACAAUGACAUUCAAAUUGGAACUCAAUAUUACAAAGAAUUUCAAGGUUAUACUAAAAAAAUGAAUAGCAGAAGAUACUAUUACAAAUUCAAUAUGAAAAAAUCAACACACUAUUCCAGAUAUUCCAAUUACAAACAACAACAUAAAGAAUUCUUCAAUCAUCAAAGAGGUGUCAAGAACUUUUCUGGUCAAUUUGAAUUUCUUAAUCAUCAAACAUUAAAUCAGAAAAAAACAAAUUUUCUAUUAUACAAAAAUCAAAAUACUAGGUCGAGUAAUAAAAUCUCAUCAUUUUAUGAAAGUCAUAAGACAUUAUCAUCUUUAAGAAAUCAUCUAGUACCACAGUAUUCUAGUGGAUAUAUACCAUUUAUAAACAAUAACUUUCAUAACCAAUAUCAAGAUAGCAAUCUGACAUUUCAAAAAACUUCUUUUGGUCCUAGUAUUACCCAAACUCAUUCAUACUUGAGAAAUCACUAUCAAAAUGAUUUCUUGUCAACAUCACAAGCUUAUAAAGAUAAACCUUUAUCAUUAAUAGUUAAUCCAUCUUUAAUUAACUACUCAUCUCAACCAAAUGAUCCUACAAAUAAUUUACAAAAUUCAAAUAUAAAUGUUGAAAUGUCAACAAAAUCACUUUUUAAAAAUACUUCACCGUGUAUUAAAACUGAAUUAAUAAAAGAAAUUGAAGAAGGUGAAUUACGACCAAAGGAAAAGACAGUUAAAAUCUUAAUGAAAAGUGAAGUAAAGGAUGAAAUUCCAACUGUUAAUGAAGUAAUGGAAGAAAUUCCACUUAUAAAUAUCAUAAAAACUGAAGAUAGAAAUGACUGUGCUGAAAUGACUCAGAAUUUAAUAUCCGAUACUUUAAGUGAUUGUUCAGUAAUAAUUAGAGUGUUAAGAUCCAUGUCAAUUGGAGAGAUAACAGGAAUUAUGGAAAAACAUGAAAUGAGAAUCAAAGAGUUUAAGUGGUUAAAUGAAAAAUAUCAAACAGCUUGUGUUACUUAUUUUAAUCGAAAUAUAGCUUUACAAAUUUAUCAACAAUACCUAAAGAAAGAAUCUUGAUUUGCUGUAUUGCAUAUAUUUACAUAAGGAUAUUUUUUUAGUUAAUUUAUGAAUAAAUUAUAUUAUGUUAAGCAAUAAAAAUAAUUUUCAAGUAAUUAUUAAUUAAAAUAUACUAAUAUUAUGGCUUUGUUAAAAAUUAUUAUUCUAAUUAUCUGUGUAAUUUUGUAUGAAAAAAAGUUAAUGUGUAUUUUUUUAAAAUAAUUUUUGUUGUAAAUAUAUUAAUUAAUCUCUUUUGCUAUAUGUUAUUGUAAGUAUUAACUGUAGUCAAAUAAAUAAAUCUGGUGUU